CCUCGCCCAGCAUGUCGCUGCGGGCGCGCUCGCCGCCGCUGCCCCCACCACCACCCAACUCACCCUCGCCGCCGCCCCCCUACGACGCGCCACCCGCCUACUCCCCCGCGGUGUACACGGGUGUGCUCUCCCUCCCGCCGCGCCUGCUGCCCUUCGCGCCCGAGAUCUUGCGCGUGCCCGGCGGCGCGCUCCUCCCCCCCUCGCCGGAGACGAUCGUUGGGGUUAUCCAGAUGAUGGGCGCCCUCUCGGGCGCGCACGACCCCGAGACGCUCAUCGACAUGAUGGGGUGGCUCGAAGUUUUCGUGCCCCUCAUCCCGGGCGCGAUGCUCAAUCUCGGCAUAGACUUUUUCCGCGCACUCGCGGGCACCGAGCCGACCCAGUGAUUGGUCAACAACGCCAACCGAUUAGUUGGGAUGCAUG
This is a messenger RNA of Cutaneotrichosporon oleaginosum, 420 nucleotides long. RefSeq lists its product as uncharacterized. Lineage: Eukaryota; Fungi; Basidiomycota; Tremellomycetes; Trichosporonales; Trichosporonaceae. The record is from RefSeq and is a predicted model, not a curated record.